Molecule: messenger RNA, 1064 nt
Organism: Mucor mucedo
Lineage: Eukaryota; Fungi; Mucoromycota; Mucoromycetes; Mucorales; Mucoraceae
Product: prohibitin-2
Exons: 3
Coding region: 97-975 (292 amino acids)
Biological process (GO): mitochondrion organization
Cellular component (GO): membrane; mitochondrion
Source: RefSeq, a predicted model, not a curated record
GUGCAAACAGUCCCCCGGACAAAAUGUUAUGGGGAGGGGGGGAAUUAAAAAAAAAAAGGCUUAAUCUUUUUUCUUUCGUUAUUUCUACAUAAUAAAAUGGCUCAACAAGCAAAGCAAGCCGCCCAAAAGUUAGGAGGUAUGUUUCCUCAAGGUGCCGGUAAAGGUCUCGGUGGUGCUGUAGGUGCCAUUGCUAUCCUUGGUGCUUUAGGUUAUGGUGUCAAUGCUUCUCUUUUCAACGUUGACGGUGGUCAUAGAGCUAUCAAGUACACCCGUCUCUUUGGUGUCCAAGAUACUGUUUACAACGAAGGUACUCAUUUCAUGAUUCCCUGGUUCGAGACCCCCGUCGUUUAUGAUGUCCGUGCAAAGCCUCGUAACGUUGCUUCCUUAACCGGUACCAAAGAUUUGCAAAUGGUCAACAUUACCUGUCGUGUACUUUCAAAGCCUCGCGUUGAUCAACUCGCCACUGUGUACCGUACAUUGGGCCAAGAUUACGAUGAACGUAUUUUACCUUCUGUCGUGAACGAAGUGCUCAAGUCUGUUGUUGCACAAUUCACUGCCUCUCAAUUGAUUACACAACGUGAGCGUGUCUCUCGUCUUGUUCGUGAGAACUUGGUUCGUCGUGCCUUGCGAUUCAACAUUAUUUUGGACGAUGUCUCUAUUACUCACGUUGGUUUCUCACCCGUGUUCGAAAGUGCUGUUGAAGCUAAACAAAUUGCUCAACAAGAUGCUCAACGUGCAGCAUUCAUUGUCGAUAAGGCUCGUCAAGAAAAGCAAUCCAUUAUCGUCCGUGCUGAAGGUGAGGCCAAAUCCGCUACCUUGAUUGGUGAGGCCAUCGAGAACAAGCCUGGUUUCCUCGAGUUGAAGCGUAUUGAGGCUGCUCGUGAAAUCGCCGCUGUUAUUGCUCGUUCUGGUAACAAGGUGAUGCUUGAUUCAGAUACCUUGUUACUUAAUGUCAACACACCAAAGCAAAACUAAAAGAAGUCGAAUUAGAAGAUCCCAAUUUAUACAUACAAACUCACAUACACGGAAAUAAACACUUGUAAAAAAAAAAAAAAAAAAAAAAA